AUAAUCAGUUGUCAAUUUGUCAUGUAUUGUUGACGCAUGAAUAGGAUUGGGGUGUAGUUACCGUGAACUGAUAUAAACUUUUGUUAAUUUGUUUAAUUGUUUAUCUAUAAAACAUGUCCGGUCAAAACGUAAACGUGUGCGACAUUGGCGAUAAUGUUAGGGAAGUAUUAAAAAAGUUUCGUUUCCAGAAGCACACAACAAAUUCCGCUUUGAUACUAAAGGUAAACAGAGAGAAACAAGCAUUAGAAGUAGAUGAGGAACUUGAAAAUGUGGAGUUAGAAGAACUUCAGGAUAUCUUGCCAUCUCACCAGCCGAGGUUCAUUGUUUAUAGUUAUAAAAUGGAGCACAGCGACGGCCGAACAUCGUUCCCCAUGUGUUUCAUAUUCUACACACCUCGAGACGCUCAUAUGGAACUCCAGGUAAUGUACGCAGGUACACAAAGAGCUUUGGCCGCUGAAGUGGGAGCGCCCAGACUUCUAGAAGUUAGAGAAAUUGAUGAACUUACAAGCGAGUGGCUCAACGAAAAGCUAAGGAAAUAGUACACUCAGAGUCCAAAUAUACUAUGACAUAUAGAUUUUAUAAGUUUAACAUAUCAGAGGAAAUUUAUCAAUAACUUGAAGAUCCACCGUAUUAUUUUUUCUUUUUUCUCUACUCCAGUGUUCCCAACUACAUUCAUAUUAUUAUUUAUUUUCUUAAUAAAGAUAAAAUAAUGUUUAAGAAUGAAAGAUAAU
Molecule: messenger RNA, 731 nt
Organism: Melitaea cinxia (Glanville fritillary)
Lineage: Eukaryota; Metazoa; Arthropoda; Insecta; Lepidoptera; Nymphalidae
Gene: GMF
Product: glia maturation factor beta
Exons: 4
Coding region: 114-539 (141 amino acids)
Biological process (GO): negative regulation of Arp2/3 complex-mediated actin nucleation; actin filament debranching
Cellular component (GO): actin cortical patch
Molecular function (GO): Arp2/3 complex binding; actin binding
Source: RefSeq, a predicted model, not a curated record